AUGCCGAGGUCAUUUUUGGUGAAGAGUAAACGGGCACAUAGCUACCACCAACCCCGAUACCUGGAUGAUGAGUACAUAAAACUGGAUACUAAUGUAUCCCUUAUAUGCGCAGAGCGCAAACCGCAGGUUGAGGGGAGCUGUGACGCGCAGGAUGCUCAUAACCAUGGCAAGCGCUCCCCCGAGUCCUAUCUAGUGCGCACGGCUGACCUGUUAUCCAUCUCCCCGCUGAGCCACGAGGGCAACCGCUUCCCGGACUAUGACUACUACUGGCGCCCACAAGAUUCGGAACAAUGUCUCACUCCGUCAGUAGACAACGCUCAACCUUUCGCCAUUCCAUUCCGCCCUUACGCAUGGACUACCUACUCUGGUUCCAAGCUCAGGCACCUUAUGCAGCGAACAUACCAACAGAAUCUCUCCACAACUCUGGAGCCUGACACACAGAUGGGUAUCGAUGGAUCCGAGGAUGGUGCCUCCAACUCCCCCAUUUACUCACAGCGGGGCCCGCACACAGGAUUUUACCGGGACUUUGGGUCUACGGUGUUCCCUACCUAUAAAAUGUGGGACGCCGACCAAUUAUACUCGGACCUCAAGGUCUCUAAGAUCAAGUCUGAAUCCGAUCUCAUCUGUUCCCGUAUAGAGCCAAGCAGAUCGUACAAAUGCAUUAAGUGUUGCAAGGUCUUCUCGACACCGCACGGGUUGGAAGUUCACGUCCGUCGGUCGCACAGCGGAGCACGACCCUUCACCUGUGGAAUGUGUUGGAAAACAUUUGGGCACGCAGUGAGCUUGGAACAACAUAAAGCCGUUCACUCACAGGAGAGGAGCUUCGACUGCAAAAUCUGUUGCAAAAGCUUCAAGCGAUCGUCCACGCUGUCCACGCACCUGCUCAUCCACUCGGACACACGCCCCUACCCCUGUCAGUACUGCGGUAAGAGAUUCCAUCAGAAGUCGGACAUGAAGAAACACACCUUCAUCCAUACAGGUGAGAAACCGCACAAGUGCCAGGUAUGCGGGAAGGCCUUCAGUCAGAGCUCCAACCUCAUCACGCACAGCCGCAAGCACACGGGCUAUAAACCGUUCUGCUGCGACCUCUGCGUCAAGGGAUUCCAACGGAAAGUGGAUCUGAGGAGGCACAAAGACACACAACAUGCAUUUAAAUGAAAAACCGCGAACAGCAAAAAUUGUGCUGGAGGAUUGAGAAGAAAAUAGGCUAAUAUGGAAGUAAAUGUCAAAUUUCAGAGGAAGGAUU
This is a messenger RNA of Oncorhynchus kisutch (coho salmon), 1246 nucleotides long. Its product is annotated as zinc finger protein Gfi-1-like. The coding region runs from base 1 to 1158 and encodes 385 amino acids. Gene Ontology annotation, molecular function: RNA polymerase II cis-regulatory region sequence-specific DNA binding; DNA-binding transcription factor activity, RNA polymerase II-specific. The transcript has 6 exons. Lineage: Eukaryota; Metazoa; Chordata; Actinopteri; Salmoniformes; Salmonidae. The record is from RefSeq and is a predicted model, not a curated record.